Selaginella moellendorffii is the source of this 2681-nucleotide messenger RNA. RefSeq lists its product as uncharacterized. Lineage: Eukaryota; Viridiplantae; Streptophyta; Lycopodiopsida; Selaginellales; Selaginellaceae. The transcript is spliced from 4 exons. The record is from RefSeq and is a predicted model, not a curated record. Bases 107 to 1615 code for a protein of 502 amino acids.
CGCCUUUUGCGCUUGUGGUUCAAGAUGCUUCUGCCGCUGUAUAAAUAUUAGCUGCGAGUCUUCAUACAACAUCAUCCUAUUGCAUCGCAAGUUAUCACAAGGAGGGAUGACGUCCAACACCAAACCAGUGAGGCUCCCCCACUACUUCACGCUGAAGAAUGCCGAAGGGAACUACCUGACACUGAGUGCUGUUUUGAACUACCUCCCUUUCAACUUCUUCUCCUCCAAGGAGAGAACCCGUCUUUCAACAUAUGAAGCCCUCUACAACUCCAAAGACAACUCUGAUUCGACGGUGAUGAUCCGUGCUCCAAAUGGCCGCUAUUGGAGGAGAUUUUACGACAAUUCCUCGCCAGGAACAAUUCCGUCAGCCCAUGAAGAGCCCAAGGAUCCAAGCGACAAAACUUAUCAUUUCCAGAUCGUCGAAGCUCCCGAUGCCAAGAACAAGAUCGUUAUCAAGUCCACAAUCGACGGUCUCGACGUUUUCCCAGCGGCCGAAGUGCAGAACGCCGAAAGCCUUGCUCUCAAUUUCCCGACUUUCUUAAUGCUCAAGGCCAACAACGGCAAGUUUCUAUCCGCCUCUUCGGGAGAUAAGUCGUUGCGGUGCAACAUGGACAGCCGCGAGCUCGAGGGAGCUUUCCAGGCCACGCCACUUGUGGACGGGAACUUUAUCUUCCAGAGCGUUACCAGCAAGCUCUUCUGGCGCCGGGACACUGACAACGAUGACUGGAUCAUCGCAGACACAAAGAAAGAAGCCGCUCUCGAGGAUCGUUUCUGCCACUUCAACGCAUCCAGAGUGAGUAAGAACAUGAUCACCAUCCGCUGCGUCGGAUACGACUCGGGCCUCUUUGUCCUUCGUAGCGACAACGAAAACAAGCUCAAGGCCGUCUCCUCGAGCGUCGACAACGCCGCGACACACUUCACCGUCUAUGAUGGAACCAGCAACAAGCACAUCUUCAACGUGAAGUACCUUCUCGGGCUUGCGGAGGUGACCGAUAUCCGUCCUCUGGUCGUCGGCCAAGGCUCGGUGGUGAACAACGGUGGCCAGAACGCCGACCUCCAGGUUCAAGUCAGCUUCACCGAGUCCGUAUCAACGAGCAACCGCUGGAUGACGUCCCAGACGGUGGGACUGGAAACCAGCCUGACCGUGAGCGCUGGAAUCCCCGAGAUCGCCUCCGUAGAAGCCACCGUCACAGUCGGGGUGGAGAAAACCACCGAGACCGAGCUCGGAAAGGAGAUGACCAACCUGCUUACAUUCCAGUCUGGCUAUCUCAUCAAAGACGUGCCUCCCGGAGGAGAGGCCAAGGUGGCAGUGGAGUGUACCAGGGGAAAAUGCAGAGUUCCCUUCACGUACUCCACCAAAGCUACUCGACUCGACGGCAUUGACACGAAAGUGGAGGACGAGAUCGGUGGUGUUUACGAAGGUGUGUCCAUUUUCAACGUCAGGGGCGUGAUCAGUGGCUCGGCUCCUUCCAAACCAGCCGCUACUUCCAAACCAGCUACUGGUAGUGGUGGUCUUGUGGGUUCUGUUGUUAGCGGAACGGGAACUGUGGUUAGUGGAGUUACCAAGGGCACUGAGAAAGUCGUGGGUGGUGUUGUUGGUUCCCUGUUUGGCUGAUGAGAGUUUCAUCGACUAAAAAAUUAUGGUGAGUUUUAUGUAAAGCUAAGCUCCAUUGGCAGGAAAGGUGGAGUGCCUUUUGUGAUGAAGGAUAUUUGUCCGAGGAGUUGUUGAGGAUCCACAGACGGCAAUAGGAGUUUGAUGCUGUUCUUUCCAGCGAAAAAUCGUACCUUUCGCUGGAAGGAACAAACAGAGACCUGGGAGCAAGAAGAACUCGGCAAUAUCCAGAGGACAAGACGAAGAUAAGCUCGCAUUUCCAGCUUCGUUACGCUGUUUCGUAUCAAGCUGAUUUUAAGUUCGCUGGAGUCAGUGGACUGUUUGUUUUCUUGAUCCCAGGUUGGCGAUUCGAGAGUGUCGUGGUUGCCUAGGCGAGGCUCAACUCAAACGAUGAUACAGGAGAAGACUACAAAGAACCGGAGAGUUAAGCUUACAAGAUCUUUUCUAGCAACUCUAAAGCCUCCACUCUCGCGAAACACGAGCGAAGGGAAGACCGCGGCAACGGAGCCCAAGACACGCGGUCACACGCCCACGCCGAUCCAAAUCUUCCGCCGGCUGCUCAUCGAGGACGAGGAAUCAGGAGCGCUGGAUCGACAAUGGGACUUUGGGGAAUGGAGCGGAGCUCGGUCGCUGCCGCUGGCACUGUGACUUCGUAAGAAUCUGGAGCUGCAGCUGGAGCUUAGGAGCUGGGACUGGAGCUCGGGAUGUUUGAGCUGUUGUUACCUGGAUCACCGCGCUGUGGAUCAUCCUCUUGUCCCUUGCUCGAGUGUUGUUUCUCUCGAAUCUCGAUCCAGAGAAAGACUUUCGGUGUUUGAUCCAUCAAAUCGGUUGGAACAUGGUACACAGGGCGCUCCCUGGCGCCCUCACAUCCAGCACGUAUGGAUUCUUGCGGGUGGAUUCGCACAAGAAAUCUUCGUCCGAGGAAGCAGCGGCUGUGGCGGACGAUCCGGUUGAACGAGGAUGAAAAAGAAUAUACUCUUUAAGAAUUUACUAAGGGGAAUUUGAGAAUGGAAAUACUGUGAUCAUUUUGAUAGUAUGAUAUCAAUAUCAUUCAUUUAAAGCUGACUGU